Molecule: messenger RNA, 3483 nt
Organism: Hibiscus syriacus
Lineage: Eukaryota; Viridiplantae; Streptophyta; Magnoliopsida; Malvales; Malvaceae
Exons: 12
Coding region: 67-3300 (1077 amino acids)
Source: RefSeq, a predicted model, not a curated record
AAGAGAGUAGACAGAGAGAGCAGAGAAAACAGGAGGGGUGAUGGCCAGAAAAGGAAGGUUACAUCAAUGGUGAAAGGAAUUUUCUGUUCAGAAAAGCUUGCCGAUGAUUCUGACAUUCCUGCUCCGUCGAAUAUGGGAUCACUUAAAGCUGAAGGACUUUGUCACGCACAAUUGUCAAGCGGUAAAUUAGGUUUGAAAGACGAAUCUGUGAAAUGCAACUCAUGUGCUCCUUUAUGUUCGCCACAUGUGCAUUCUGAAGAAAUGGCAACAAAGACCAAUGGGUUUGCAGGUGAAGCUUGUCGGAGAAAGCGAAGUAAUGUUUGCUCUUUUAAUGAUGCUGAUUUGUCAUCUCCUCGGGUAAAUAGUCCAUGCAAUGGACAUCAUAAAAGCAGUGUGGCAAGCCACCCUCUCAGUGCAUGUUUGAGUCAUGAAUCCUCUGAAAAUGCAGAGAGUGGAGAAACAUGCUGUGAUUGUAACACUUCGGAAGGUAUUAAGAGGACUAUAAAACCAAACCUGAAUCAGACCAGUGCAAAAAACUGCACUUCAUUAAAAGCAUCAAUCUUUCAUGAUAAGGUAGUCUCGAAUCAGCUUGAGAAGCAGGCCUCGGAGUGCCUUGGAGAUAACAUCUCCUAUAUUUGUGGGUCUGAACAUGUGAAGACAAGGGCUGGCGACUGUAACAGUGAUGCAAACAAGAAAAAUGCAUCUUGUAGCUCUGCUUCAAUCAAUAGUUUUUCUGAGAUUGAAAGUGCUUCUUGUUGUAUAGUUGGUGGUCCUUGUGGAAAGAAGUCAAAUAGAUUAUGCAAUGAGUCUUCUCGGGAGAUUUUAUGUUGUUCAAAUAAAUCAGACUUUUCUGAAAUUUCAUCAUUACGAGAUUCCCGUGCUGGUGCUAGCUCAGCAAAGGGAGAACACUCUGAGUGCUCUGUGGAACAAGUGCAAUCUUUUGCAAGAGCAGAUGCGGUACAGGUUGGCAGUCAGAUUGGUGGCGAACAUAACUCUGCCGACUCUAUGCAAGUUGAUACCAGAAUAAAUGAAAGAGAACAAACAGAUGAAGUAAAGUUGACUACAGUGGUUAAGAAAGUCAAUACGGAGGAAACUACUAUUGGAUCCUGGCCAGCUUCUUGCAGUGAUGGACCAGACAGCAUAGAGUACGAUGUAAAAGUUUGUGAUAUAUGUGGUGACAUAGGACGAGAGGAGUUGCUUGCUGUUUGUAGCAAGUGUAAUGAUGGGGCAGAACACACUUAUUGCAUGCGAGUGAAGAUGGAUAGCGUUCCCAAAGGUGAUUGGAUGUGUGAGGAAUGUGCUGUCAGCAGUAAAGAUAAUGAGAACCAAAAGCUAGAGCAAUUAGAGGGAGUUGGGAUUUUAAAAAGAUCUCCAGAAACCAAAGCUUUGGAGGUUGAGGAAAGCAAAGUGUGUAAAGCUAGUUCAAUUCCUUUGUUCUCUUCUAAGAGACCUGCUGACAGCUUACAAUUAGCCAAAAAAAGGCCUUUGGGGACAUUUUUGGAAUCACCUAAUCCAUGUAGUUCCAGCAGAAAAACUUCAAAGCGUCAAUCUGGAGACCACUCUGGUAGCACCACUAAGAAAGCUGUGUGCAUUCCUACAGAAUCAAGUGGUAGAUCACCUAAAUUGUCGUCAGAAGCUCAGGCGUCAAGGGGAGUUCUAUUUAAAUCAAAAUCAUUCUCCGCUACAACCCCAAAAGAGGAUGUCCAACAGCUCAAUAAAGGAGAAAAUAGUCUGCCUCAAUCAUCCAGUCAUGAAAUAUCAAAUAAUUCUUUAAAAAGAUCUGUUCAUCCUGCCCAAGGAGGUUCUGCAAAUGAAGAGAAAAAGAGUGUUGUAAAUGUUAGGCAGCAUGUUGAGUACCCUAUGGAAGUAGUGCCAGUUAUCAGUACUAAGCAUUCAAAUGCCGAAGUCCACUAUGACGAGCAUCCUCGCUUGAGAGAUUCUUCUAGCUUAGCUUCUAAAGCACACGCGACUUGGAUUUCAGCUAUUCCCCAGCCUGAUUAUAUAUGGCAAGGCAAGUUUGAAAUUCAGAGUAGCAGCGGACUUCCAUUUACUUGUGAUGGAAUGCAAGUGCACUUAUCAACUUACGCCUCAGAUAAAGUUCUUGAGCUAGUGCCGAAACUCCCUCAAAAGAUAUCGUUGGAGGAAGCACCCCGAUUGACCAUGUGGCCCACUCAAUUCAUGAGAAGUCGGGCCACUGAAGACAAUGUUGCUCUCUACAUUUUUGCAAAAGAUCAUGAUAGUUAUGAAGGAAGCUAUAAGAACUUGUUGGACAGGAUCAUCAAGAAUGACUUCAGCCUCAAAGGGAAUUUUGGCGCGGUUGAGCUUUUAAUAUUCUCCUCUAACCUUCUUCCAGAAAAAUCUCGGCGUUGGAAUAAGUUGCUGUUUUUAUGGGGUGUAUUAAGAGGAAAGAUGGUUCAUUUUCCACAACAGGUUCCGGUUGUGUCUGCUUCUGAGAAUUUGCUUCCUUUUGGAAAGUCAAGUCAAAAUAUAUCUGCGUCCUCGGCAUCUCAUAACACCCAAGAAAUGUUAAAUGCCGAUACCUUGCUCGACUCAAAGGCAUUUACAUCUGGAAGAAUGGCUGAAGUUUGUGAAACCAAAGCAUCUUGGGAACAAAAACCCCCUGAUUUACAAAUAAGUUGUAGUCAACAAGUGGGCAGAGUUGAUGACCAAAUAAAAAAUGAGCAGUUUUUCGGGGCAGACACAUAUCAGAUAGAAAAAAGAGAGUUGAAAAGAAGACCUGAAAUUGAUCUCAACUGUCCUCUUCAAGAAAGCCUAGAGUAUUCCGCAGGCUGUACAGAAGCUGAUGGAAAGCAUGACGUCAAGAAGAGUUGUCCUAUUAGUGGGACGAACAUAGGUAAUAAUAUCAUUAAAGAUAUAAACGAGAGAGGUGCCAUUGCUACAAAUAUUCAAGAUCCUAGCAGUGGUGAGUUCAAGUGCUAUGGAGUUGACAAUAUGGCGAUAGCUUCUCGAUUAGAUUCAGAGGGUAAUAGGUGGAAGUCCUUGGAGCAGCAAGUUCUUUCGAACAACGGUGGGAGACAACAAGAUCCGUAUGUUUCUUCAAGCCUUGAGCUUAGGCUUAGGGAUGGAAAGAGCUCUUCCCAUGAUGGAAAUGUGCCCCCAUUUUUUAAGCUGGAAGGCGGUUUGCAAGAUGAAUACCGGGGAAGAAAAACAAGUGGUGACACAGAUCCUUCACUUGCUCUGUCCCUUGCAUUGCCUGAUCCGAAUGGCAGCGGAGUAUUGAAACUUGAUUCAGACAGGAAGGUACCCCCAGAGGUGAACACAAGGCUGUCACUUUUUUAGUUUGGCUCAGGUUAUAAUAUAUAGAAUGAUGGUAUGAAAUAAGGAGAUGGUACAGUGAUAGUUUUCUAAGUUAAUUUGGGAGUCGUACACAGAAGCGUCCUCGCCAACUUAGUGACUGAUAUAUUGUGUGUAAUAAAUUGCGGAUAUGUAUAUUUUCAGCUAUUUUCUGAUGACUUACAGAAU